Nerophis ophidion (straightnose pipefish) is the source of this 2104-nucleotide messenger RNA. RefSeq names its product nucleotide sugar transporter SLC35D2-like. Lineage: Eukaryota; Metazoa; Chordata; Actinopteri; Syngnathiformes; Syngnathidae. Gene Ontology annotation, molecular function: GDP-fucose transmembrane transporter activity; antiporter activity. Gene Ontology annotation, cellular component: Golgi apparatus. The transcript has 12 exons. The record is from RefSeq and is a predicted model, not a curated record. Bases 64 to 1071 code for a protein of 335 amino acids.
UCCCGUCAUUUCCGGUUUCGACGACGAACACUGGCGCACUUCCUGUCCGAGCCGACACCUGAGAUGACGGACGCGUACAAACGUCGCGGCGCCACAAACACUUCGCCUGAAAGAGGAGCGUCCCUAGGAGCCAAAAAUGAAACUUCUAGCGACCAGUCGACGGCGUUUCACAAGCUGCUGGCGGCCGCUUUUUACGGCCUUAGUUCCUUCCUCAUCGUCGUUGUCAACAAAAGUGUCCUCAGCAGCUACAGGUUCCCCUCGUCCAUGUGUCUGGGACUGGGCCAGAUGGUGGCCACUGUGCUGGUGCUGAGGACCAGCAAAAUGCUGGGAGUCAUCUCCUUUCCUGACAUGGACAUGACUAUUCCACGCAAGGUGUUUCCAGUGCCACUGCUGCAUGUUGCCAAUCAGAUGUCUGGACUCUUGGGGACACAACGUCUCAACUUACCUAUGUUCACAGUCCUGCGCAGGUUCAGCAUCUUGUUGACCAUGGUGUUUGAAGUCAUCCUGCUCAGGAAGUGGUACUCGGGGUACGUCCAAGUCAGUGUGGUGACCAUGAUGCUGGGAGCUGUGAUUGCUGCCAGCACCGACCUGACCUUUGACCCUCAAGGAUACACCUUCAUCAUGAUCAACAACCUGCUGACUGCAGCCUCCUCUGUUUAUCUCAAGAAGAAACUCAACUCACAGGACUUGAACACCUUUGGACUGCUGUACUACAACGCUGUCACCAUGGUCCUGCCCACGCUGCUCUACUGUUGGUACACAGGAGACCUGGCCAAGGGCGUGUACUUCCCCGGAUGGUGUGACUGGAUGUUUGCCACACAGUUCUUGCUGUCGUGUGUCCUGGGGUUUGUGUUGAUGCUGUCUGUGAUGACGUGCACGCACCACAACUCUGCCCUCACCACCUCCAUCGUGGGCUGCGUCAAGAAUGUGCUGGUCACCUACGUGGGCGUGGUCCUGGGUGGGGACUACAUCUUCUCCUGGACUAACUUCCUGGGUUUGAACGUGAGCAUCGCAGGGAGUCUGUUGUAUUGUCAGCUCACCUUCACUCAGCAGCACAGUAAGAACAUGUGAUGAUGAUGAUGAUGAUGAUGAUGCAGAGGUGGUGACUUGGGAGAGCCGGUGUCCAUCUUGUUUGUGUGGAAUAAUUAAAUGUUUGCCUUUUCAACUCUCAGUGGUUUAUUGAGGAGUCAUACUGGCGGCUUUGAAGAUCACAACUAAACAUUCUGGAUGGAGGGCGCCAAAGGAAAAGUUUCCUUUUCAAAGCGCACGUCCGCCAAGGAGAAGAAAAAUAGAUCCUUUGUGGAAGGUAAGAAAGUCAGACAAACAUUCAGUCUGGUGGAAGUGAGGAGGCAGGAAGUACCGCCAUCUUGGACGUGCCAUACGGUGAUGACAUCACUGAUGUCAGCUGCUCCUCACACAAACCUGACUCGGUUCAUUUCACCUUCAAAGUGCGUGUGUGUGUGCGUGUGUGUGUGUGUGUGUGUGUGUGUGUGUGUGUGUGUGUGUGUGUGUGUGUGCGCGCGCGCACGACAGAUGUCCUUUUGGUUAAAAAUAUAAAUAUCUGGAGUAGAAAAAUAAGUGUCUACAAAGGCGGGCUCAGAAGCUUCUUCUGGUCCUCCCAGUCUGCUUGCUUGCUUCCCAAUUAGGCUGAAAUCCAGCCUUCAGUUCUGCUGUGUUCUGGAAAGUUCCACUUGGGACAAAGGCUCCGCCUCCAUCUUCAACCUCUUGGCCGGCCUGUCGUGGUCCACGUCUCUGAGGUCCACCACUCGGUGGUCCGUGCCUCUGUGGUCCAGCUCUGUGUAGUCCAAGUCCUUGUGGUCCACAGGUCUUUCUGGGGAAACAUGAUGCUGGCAGCCGUUGGAGGCGUGGUCUGAGGCGGGAGGCGGGGCGUCGCCCGAAGGUCCGUUAGACUGUGGCGGUUCAGGUCUAGCUUGGUGGGGCGGGACCAGAUGUAGACCAUCUCCAACAUGGACACAACUGACACCUGGACAGGAAGGAUAAGAACCCUUAGGCGACCACAGAUAUCCACUUUAUCAUCAUCCAUUAUACUGUAUCAUCAUCAAACUACCACCACUAAACCAUUAUUAAACUCAUUUAACUACAA